Messenger RNA from Vollenhovia emeryi, 1522 nucleotides. RefSeq names its product odorant receptor 85c-like. The record is from RefSeq and is a predicted model, not a curated record. Gene Ontology annotation, molecular function: odorant binding; olfactory receptor activity. Gene Ontology annotation, cellular component: plasma membrane. Gene Ontology annotation, biological process: detection of chemical stimulus involved in sensory perception of smell; sensory perception of smell. The transcript is spliced from 4 exons. Lineage: Eukaryota; Metazoa; Arthropoda; Insecta; Hymenoptera; Formicidae. The coding region runs from base 200 to 1462 and encodes 420 amino acids.
UGCAGUAUCACGUAAGGAAACUUUGAACUCCCUCAGUGAAGUCGGAAAUUGCAACCAGAAAGUUUACCCUUCAUAUCCUACUUGAUCGCCCCUUUCCUAGAAGGGAAAUCACGCAGAAUAGCGCAAUCGCAUUUGACUCUCCCCACUCGAGCUCUCGGACAAGUCUAUCAGUCACGAUUGAGCUCUCAUCACUUCAACAAUGAACGGAACCGUCAUAGAGAAGGAGAAUCCAGUGGCAACCGUCUUCGAUCACGAGAAAGAUAUACAGCUGAGCAUUCAGCUGAAUCGUUGGAUGAUGGAGCUGAUUGGUGCGUGGCCGAAAUCCACCGCAAUCUCAUCGAUAAAGAGAUUCGCGUACGCAUUGUUAAACGUGAUUUGUGCGAGUUUAGUUAGCUUUCUCGUUAUACCUACUGUCAUCUAUAUAGUGCUUGAAAUGGAUGAUGCGUACCUUAUCUUGAAACUUUGCGGCUCACUGAGUUUCUGUACAGUGGUCAUCGUAAAGUACUUCUGGCUGCUCUUCCACGAGAAAGACAUUCGCAAUGCUAUGGAGCAUAUCAAGAGAGACUGGAUGAACACUCUACAUUACGAUGAUCGAGUCGUCAUGAUUAAGAGCGCAAAAUUCGGCCGACGCCUCGUGGCGAUCUGCGCGUUCUUCAUCUACGGCGGUGCAGUUUUCUAUUGUCUCGUCCUGCCGUUCAGUGCCGGAAAGAUUACAGAGGAUGACGGAAACCUGACCUAUCGGCCACUAAUAUUUCCAGUCGCCAGAGUGAUUGUCGACGUGCGACGCAGCCCUAUCAAUGAGAUUUUCUUCUGGGUGCAAUGCUUGGCGGGUUUUGUCGCGCACUUCAUCACUGCCAGUGGAUACAGCUUAUCCAUCGUACUCGCGCUGCAUGCCUGCGGCCGCAUGGGGGUCCUAAUACAAUGGAUCGAACACUUGGUGGAUGGACGGGAAGAUUUAUAUAAUAACAUGAAUGAGAGAUUGGUGAUGAUCGUAGAACAACAUGUUCAAAUUUUACGUUUUAUAUCACUAACGGACAAGAUACUGUGUGAAAUAUCUAUUAUAGAAAUUGUACAGUGUACAUUAAACAUAUGUCUUCUUGGAUAUUACAGUAUCGUGGAAUGGGAGAGUAGGGAGAUUACAAGUUAUUUAACGUAUUUCGUUCUGCUUCUAUCUUUUACGUUUAGUAUUUUUAUGCUGUGUUACAUCGGCGAACUGGUUAUCGAAAAGUACAAAAAGAUCGCCGAGGUGUCGUACAUGAUCAACUGGUAUCGUCUAUCCGGAAAGAAGAGUCUCGCCCUUGUAUUGAUGAUCGCUAUGUCCAAUGCAUCGAUCAAACUUACCGCCGGGAAUUUCUUCGAAUUGUCCCUCGGUACUUUCGGCGACGUGAGUAAUGCAAUGUCAAUGUCUAUCGUAUCUAUUUUUCGAGUGGUAUCACUUACGAGACACUCGUGUAACUUAUAGGUGAUCAAAACAUCAGUUGCCUACUUUAACAUGCUGCGUACGUUAAAUAUAUAGGUCUCU